Molecule: messenger RNA, 5179 nt
Organism: Schistosoma bovis
Lineage: Eukaryota; Metazoa; Platyhelminthes; Trematoda; Strigeidida; Schistosomatidae
Source: the annotation of a GenBank genome assembly
GAUUAGGCGCUCUGCGCAACUGGUUUGAAAAUCACCGUUUUCACCUUGCUUCACUUUGCUUCACCAUACUUAACGCUAUUGAAAUGAAAAUGUUUUUCUUAUUACAGGGGAACAAUAAGUAAACGUGCUGGAAGAAAAAAUAGGAUCUGCGUGAUGGAUAAGACUAUCUUCAUAAUAACCUUUCCCUUUUGUGGCCCAAAUACGUUAUUCGAUUUCUGAAAUAUAUAUGUUGUGCUAGCACGUCGUGUUCUUGCUUCGAAACAUUCGCUGACCCUUAUUUGUAUGCUGUUGCUUUAGAUCACCCCUGCUUCCAAAUAGACACCGGUAACAUUUGUAACAGAAUAUGCAGUCGAGUGUUUCAUUGGAAGAUGGAUUUUAUUCCUUCUGGAAAUCUCUUGGACCUAAGCCUCCUACCACUCUUCGAUGCUUCGAAAGAGGGGAGAUAAUGACGCUUCAUGAUUCUGAUGCUAUUCUUGUGGCUACAGAUUACUACAGAAAUCCGUCCCUCGUAAAGCGGUUUUCCAGGGGGAAGUCAAGCCUGUCGUAUGUCACUGUCAAAAAACAGAACACUGACUUUUUGAGACAUUUUCUUCUAAAGAGGCAAUAUCGCAUCGAAAUAUAUUGUUCCACAUCCAAAUGUGGGAGAGAUAAUGAGUGGAGCCUUAAGUUGAAGGCUUCUCCUGGGAACUUGGGUUCAGUAGAAGAUCUCCUUACAUCCACAUCAGAUUCAGUUGAAGCUUGUGGACUCAGUGCAGUAAAUGUAAAGCAGCUAAACGAACGAAUACAUGUGUGCCUAGCGUUUUGUGAAACUGAAAGUCGGAAGUUUCUUGUUGGUGAAUUCAUGGACUCAGUGCACCUAGCGAACUUGGAAACUGCUCUUGUUCAACUUAAAACAAGAGAAUGCCUUGUCCCUACCGGACUGCUUUCACAUCCAGAUAUUUCGAAAUCUGAUGUCACACCUUUGGGCAAUGCUAUUUCGGAACACGUCAGUUUUAUCUUUGAAAAAACUGGGAUUUUACCUACUGAGGUAAAAAAGUCUGAAUUCUCGCACACAAUUAAACCACAAGACUUGAUCUAUUUCCUGCGAUCUGAAAAAGAAAACUCAAAUGGCUCUUUGCUCUACGAGAAAGAGUUUCUUCUCAAAGAUGCAUUGUCUUGUCUGGGUGCCAUAAUAAAAUUCCUAGAUCUAAACGCUUUUGACACGAAUCGUCAUGUAUUCACAUUAGAAACUUUUAGUCUUGAAAAUCAUGUACGCCUAGAUAGUGCUGCCAGUCGGGCAUUGCACUUAUUACCUGGUCCAGAUGAUAAAAACAAGUUUCACAGUGUUUAUGGCGCAUUGAACAAUUGUCGAACAGCUCAAGGCCAGCGUCUUCUAGCUCAAUGGCUUCGACAACCUUUGAUAGAUAAGUCAAAAAUUGAAGAACGUUUGGACUUAGUUGAAUCGUUUGUUGAAGAAACUGCGAUACGUCGAGGAUUGCAUGAAGAUUUCUUACGUCGCAUCCCUGAUUUACAACGUCUAGGUCGACGUCUUAAGAAAAUCAGAGGUUCUGGCCUUCAGGAUGUCUAUCGUAUAUAUCAAGCUGUUUUACGCUUACCAUAUGCUGUUUCAUUAUUGAAUCAAUACACGGGAUCCAAACGAUCAACAGUUUACGAAUGUCUUAUAACACCUUUACAAAAAGCCAUGGAUAACUUUACUCUGUUUAAAGAUCUAGUGGAAUCCAACAUAGAUUUGGACUAUGUUAACCAACGAAAUGAGUUCAUUAUUCGUGCUGAUAAAGAUCCGUUGCUACAAGAAAUAAGGAAUAAAUUAGACAAUUUGGAGGAAAGAAUUCGGGAUGAAUUUAGACGUUGUGCAAAAAAGCUGAACUUGGAACAGAAUAAAUCUAUCAAGUUGGAAAGCAAUGAGCUACAUGGAUAUUUUAUGCGUGUCACACUCAAGGAUGAGAAAUGUUUAAGAGGAUUUGAAACAUUUGAAAUUUUGGACACACAAAAAGGUGGUGUACGUUUUCGGAAUAACCAAAUGACUUCAUUAAAUGAAACUUAUGCUGAAGUGAAACAAGAAUAUAAUGGAUUACAAGAAGUGGUUGUACAUCAAGUUGUUUGUGCCGCAGCUACUUAUUUAGAGCCUAUUAAUCAAUUGAAUGCAACCACUGCGUUCUUAGAUGUUAUUGUUAGCCUUUCUAUCGCAGCUAUCUCGUCUUCAGGCGUAUCGUAUAUUCGUCCGAAAAUUCUCUCUAAAGAUAAUGGUCAUAUUAUUUUAAAAGGAGCACGUCAUCCAUGUUUGGAAAUGCAAGAUCGAGUCAGUGUUAUUCCAAAUGAUGUACAUCUUGAACGUGGUAAACAAAUAUUCCUAAUUAUUACUGGUCCGAAUAUGGGUGGCAAGUCAACUUUUAUACAUAGUGUUGCCGUUAUUGUUGCUAUGGCCCAAAUUGGCAGCUUUGUUCCGUGUUCAUACGCAGAAAUUAUGCCAGUCGAUGCUAUCAUGGCACGUGUUGGUGCGGCUGAUUAUCAAUGUCGUGGUGUUUCUACAUUUUUAGCAGAAAUGCUUGAAACUUCAGCUGUUUUACGAUCGGUCACGCCAAAUUCGCUUGUCAUUAUUGAUGAAUUAGGACGUGGCACAUCAACGUAUGAUGGAUUUGGACUAGCAUGGGCAGUCGCUUCAUUUUUAGCUAGUCCUGAAGUUGGUUGUUUCGGUUUAUUUGCCACACAUUUUCAUGAAUUAACCAGUUUAGCAAAUUAUAUGCCCAAGCGUGUAGCUAAUCUACGAGUUUUAUGCAAUGUAUCAAACACUAAGGGAAUCGUUGAAGAUGAAGAGUCUGAGACAAAAGUUACCAUGUUGUAUAAAGUUGAGCCAGGUGUAUGCAGUCGUAGUUAUGGUCUAGACGUUGCUCGUCUUGCAGGCCUACCUAUGGAAGUAAUUAAACAAGCUGAACACCAAGCAUCUAAAGAUGAAGAGCUUGAAUCAAUUUGGUUGAAAUUAGAUAAAAAAUGCUCUACCAUAUAUGAAGAUGAACUAGACUUUGUUCAUCUUGAAGGAAAACGAGACAGAGAUCAAGAACAAAGUGUACUUGAUUGGAUAGAGGCCGUACUUGGCACCAAGGUGGACCGUUCUAAACCAUAUGAAGAGGUACUGAAAGAUGGAGUGCUACUUUGCAAAGUUAUCAAUAAACUAAAACCUGGUAGUGUGAAGAGAAUCAAUGAGAACGCUACUAUGCCAUUUAAAAUUAUGGAAAAUAUUAAUGCAUUUCAAGAAGCAAUUAAGGCAUACGGGGUACCUACUGCUGAUGUUUUUCAAACAGUCGAUUUAUUUGAGAAAAAAGAUAUUGCUCAAGUGACACAAUGUAUUUAUGCUCUUGGAAGAACAUUUUAUUGGAUUUGAAACCUUAUUCAAACAUAAAUCACUUAAUAGUCAUUUUAACAAUUACGCAAUCCUCAGUCACCGUUUUCGCUGACAAACUAUCCUGUGAAAGCUAGGAGCUACGAAGCCAAGACAGCAUUAUUUAUGAAGUCAUUUACUAUUAGUUUGGACAGUGUAAAGAGAAGCAGUCUACCCAAUUAGAUUCCAUACGAUAAUUGUUAUCUACAGUUUGAGAGUUUAGUUGACUUAUCACUAAAUCAAUUAAAAGGUGAUGAAGAUCCAUUCAUUCUUUAUCUCAUCCCAAAUUGCAGAUUUCAAUAAUAAUUCAUAUUUUUGUGUUCAUAGAUUUCAUUACAUUAUCUCUGAAUAUAUUCUACAUAGUAAAUAUUUUCACUAUAACGUACGGUACUUUUGAUUCUACUUCCCUGUUAUUCAAUUUGUUAUUUUCACUCCUCCGCACUGAUACAGUUUGACAACCUGAGUCAAGACAUAUCUUUAUCUAGCCUAUUGUUUUUACAAAUAAUUGACCAACUCACAUCUGUAGAAUUUCAUAAAAAUUUAUUGGAAAGAAUAUUUUUCUGUUAUAUAUAUCAUAAAUGUUUUCCUAAGUACUGAAGAUUACCAAACAAUUAUAAUUCAAGCUGAUAUCAAAUAAAUGGAAUAUGAUUAGCAACUUAAUCCAGAACACUCGUUUCAUCCUAUUCAGAACUUGUUAGCUGGAUGUACCUGGAUCCCAGAGUUGAUGUUCACUCCAUGACUCCAACGCCACUGUAUUAGAUGGAACGCGGCUAACAGACUGAUCAAAUUUCCGUGAAAAAUAUCAACAAUGGGAGAAUUCAACCCAUUUUAAACUGAAUUAUCAUUCCGUUACUAAUGAUGGUUUGUCAAAAUCUAAAUCUGCUAUUGAUCAGUCUUUAUUGUCAUUUGUGGAUCCUGAGUGGGUUGCCUCUAUGAAGUCAUAUUUCCGCAAGUUUUCGGAAUGGAUAGAUUGUGGCUAACAGUGGGAUCCAGAGUUCAUGUUUCAUUCAAUUUGGGAUGUUCCCACAUUCCACUGUUAAUAUUUAAUUAAUUGAUAAACGUUUUUAAUGGUCAUUUUUCACAGCCCAUUACCCUAAUUAAAAUGACUUUAAUCUUCUCAAAAAAAAACUUUUUCAGUGUCAAACACAUCCGGAAUACAAUGGCCCUACUUUAGGUCCAAAAUUAGCUCAAGAGAAUAAACGUGAAUUCACUGACGAACAAUUACGUGAAGGCGCGAAUGUGAUUAGUCUACAAUAUGGUACAAAUAAAGGUGCUUCACAAGCUGGCAUGACAAUGGGCAAACAAAGAAUGAUUCUUGAUUAAAUUAAUUAUUUAUGAAGAAGAAUACUGAAACAUAUCUAUCAAUCUAUUGAAACUAUGACCAUUUGAUGGGGGGCAAUUUUUUAAAUUCUAAUAUUAAUAAUCACAAACUUGAUUGAAUCUUAACUAUGCAACUCAGCAUGUCAAUAUUUGUUUACCAAUGAAAUGCUUUUUUUUCACAACUGCUUUUUUCCUCGUUUAAUUGUUUCUUAACCUUAUUCUUAACUCAUCGUAUUACAGUUGAUCUAAGUAACAACAAUACUAAGGUGUAACCUUGAUUAAUCGUUCAUAUGAUUGAAUGUUAAUGUUAAAUCACGUGCUUAACUUCUUAAUAAAAAUUUCACAUAUUUGUGCUGCUUAAUAAUAAUAACAACCGCAACGCUUUUUUCCUUAAUUUUUUACUUAUAUAUUUCUGUCAAAAUACUAAAGUGUAAAGGUUAUUGUAAUUGUUAUACGGUAACAAAUUCAUUGCCUACUUAUUCU